Molecule: messenger RNA, 681 nt
Organism: Aureobasidium melanogenum CBS 110374
Lineage: Eukaryota; Fungi; Ascomycota; Dothideomycetes; Dothideales; Saccotheciaceae
Exons: 1
Coding region: 1-681 (226 amino acids)
Biological process (GO): regulation of DNA-templated transcription
Molecular function (GO): DNA-binding transcription factor activity
Source: RefSeq, a predicted model, not a curated record
AUGUCAAAUCACACGACUUACCGGGAUGCAAAGCUUGUAACCGAUAUGGAGCUUACCCUGACAAGCACACUCGGAUACAAUGACUCGAUUGACACGACAUUACCAUUCUCGCUUACAACUAUGGACAACUUUCCGUCAAUUGAGACCGGUUUCUCCUCCAUGCACCACAUAGGCGAGCUCGGGACAGUUUCGAAUACGUUCUUACCAUCUCCCAACUCGAUUCCCGAAUCCUUACCAAAUCCGCUGUCAUCAACAAAAGCAUUCUUGACUUCGCCUGAUCCUUGGACUAAGCAAGAUACAUGUCGAACUACCGAUUCGAUUGUCUCGCAAAAAACUCAACAAGUCUCAGAAUUCCGAACCAGAGGUCGGCCAAGAAAGGACCUGAGCAAAAAGGAAACCACGCAGCCUCCGAGCGACAAUAUCAACAAAUAUCGAGCAAAGAAUCGAAGAGCCUCAGCCCGUUGCAGAGAAAAGGAACGAUCUCAAGCAGCUGCUUUGGAAGAGGCUUUCCAGGAGCAGAACAGACGGAAUAUCGCCUUGAAGCAGACAACUGCAGCUUUGAGGGAAGAGCUUUUCUGUCUCCAGAUGCAAGCACUACAACAUGGUGAUUGUUGCUGCAACGAUGUUCAAGGUUAUAAUCAGCGUAGAGCGCAGGAUAUAGCAGUGGCUUGGGAUUUGUAG